This is a messenger RNA of Cynara cardunculus var. scolymus (artichoke), 1122 nucleotides long. Its product is annotated as 40S ribosomal protein S4. The record is from RefSeq and is a predicted model, not a curated record. Gene Ontology annotation, cellular component: ribosome; cytosolic small ribosomal subunit. NCBI's taxonomy places the organism in Eukaryota, Viridiplantae, Streptophyta, Magnoliopsida, Asterales, Asteraceae. Gene Ontology annotation, biological process: translation. The transcript is spliced from 5 exons. Bases 106 to 897 code for a protein of 263 amino acids. Gene Ontology annotation, molecular function: RNA binding; structural constituent of ribosome.
AUAAACGAAUGAACUAGGGUUAUCGGAAGUGUUGAAGGCCGCAGACGACAGCCGUAGAAGAAUCCUACCGGAGAUUUUCAUCUCCUACACCCCCACGCCGCAACCAUGGCUAGAGGUUUGAAGAAACAUAUGAAGAGGCUCAAUGCCCCCAAGCAUUGGAUGCUUGAUAAACUUGGUGGUGCUUUCGCUCCUAAGCCAUCCUCAGGACCCCAUAAAUCCAGGGAGUGCUUGCCCUUGAUCCUCAUACUGAGGAAUAGGUUGAAGUAUGCCUUGACAUACCGUGAAGUUAUUUCUAUUUUGAUGCAACGCCAUGUACUUGUGGACAACAAGGUCAGGACUGACAAGACUUACCCUGCUGGUUUCAUGGAUGUUGUCUCAAUUCCCAAGACCAAUGAAAACUUCCGUCUUCUAUAUGAUACAAAGGGUCGGUUCAGACUGCACUCAAUCAGGGAUGAGGAAUCAAAGUUCAAGCUGUGCAAGGUUCGUUCUGUCCAAUUUGGUCAGAAAGGCAUUCCUUACAUUAACACCUAUGAUGGAAGAACCAUUCGCUACCCAGAUCCUCUCAUUAAAGCUAAUGACACCAUCAAGCUUGACUUGGACACAAACAAGAUUGUUGAUUUCAUCAAGUUUGAUGUUGGGAAUGUGGUGAUGGUGACUGGUGGAAGAAACACAGGCCGUGUUGGAAUCCUUAAGAACAGAGAAAAGCAUAAGGGCAGUUUUGAGACGGUUCACAUCCAAGAUGCAACUGGGCAUGAGUUUGCAACUCGUUUAGGCAACGUCUUCACUCUUGGAAAGGGUUCAAAGCCAUGGGUGUCUCUUCCCAAGGGUAAGGGUAUCAAGCUGACCAUCAUUGAAGAGGCUAGAAAGAGGCAGGCUGCUCUAGCUGCCACUGCCUAAUUCUGUAUUCUGUUUGUGUGGAGGUUUGUCAUGUUAAAUCCAUACCAGUUGUUUUAGGUGAGAGUUAUAUUUUGAUCUUUCAUUUUUUGACAAUUUUGAAACUUCAAAAUCCUGCAUGUUAUGUUAAGGGUAGUUAUGUUUUGACAAACUGGAGACUAUUUGCUUCUUUGUGAGACAUGUUCUGAUCUGCUUCUUGAAUCUUCUAAAAAGACCAUUUUCAGAUCU